UACACAACACACCGAGCAGCAAAAUGGACGCCCGUCAAACAACUGACUCUACAGCGCCUAGAAACCGACGGAAUUGUGCAUAUUUAGCUCGUUAGUUCGCAUCGUGCUGCAUGCAUAUGAUCGGAUGAGUGUUGAAAAAGGACAUUAUUCUCCAUUCUGCAGUUAACUUGCUACUCACUUCAUGUUCGCAUUUUAUCGCACAUUGUUGCGCCUCCGAUGCCUCCAUAAACUGGAAUUUCGCACUGAGGCAGUUUAUUUCAUAUGUGAGAGAGGAGUGUCCGGAACGGGAACAGCAGUUCAUGGAAGACAAGAAAAGAAAGAAAGAAGAGAAAAUAAAAAAAGAAGCUUCUCAGAAGAUUGCUGAACAGAAGAGCAAAGUGCCAGAUUCGCCCAAGCCGACGCCCGGCCAGUCUGCAGCCCCCGCCAGCUCCGCGGCGCCCAGCCCUGGCCCCCCCGCCCCCCCGUCCCCGUCCCCCGCCGGCGCCCCCCCGCAGGGCGGGAACAAUGCCCGGCGCCCGGCGCUGCCCAACGGACAGCCCCCCCCCGGAGCCCCCGCUGCCCCGCGGCACCUCCCCCGGGAGGUGCCCCCACGCUUCCGCUCCCAGCAGGACCACAAAGUGCUGCUGAAGAGGGGCCAGCCCCCGCUGUCCUGCAUGCUGCUGCCCCCGGCGCAGGGAGACGGCGGCCAUGUUGCAGCCGGCGCCCCGGAUUCCAGUCCUGGGUCUCAGGAUGCAGCUGCUGCCUCACUUCCCCACUCCUCCUCUUCAUCAUCCUCAUCCACAUCCUCGUCCUCGUCAGUCGCUGCUUCUUCUUCUUCAAAUUAUGCAAAUUCCAUGUGGGGGGCGGGCUCUGGCAGCCGGCCCCCCUCUCAGGGCUGGGAGAAGGUGAUAGUGGACGGAUCCGAUUUGGAGGAGUGGCCCAGCAUCGCCGGGGGCGUGGCCCCGGAGACGGCCGACGCCCACAACAGCAGUGCCUCGUGGGCGGACAGGCCGGGCGCGGCGGGAGCGGGGGACGCUGGGAACUCGGACAGCCCCUCCCGGCCUCCCUCCUCCUCCUCCUCCUCCUCCUCCUCCUCGUCCUCCUCCUCUUCCUCCCGUUCGGCGAAUGAAUGUACGCGCUCUGGCUGCCUGGCGUGGGCCCCCUCCUCGCCGACGGGUGUGACCGCCGGAGCGGCCCCCGCCAAAUCCAAAGCCCCGCCUUUCCCUGGGACUCCCGACGAGGCCGCCGGGCUCAGCGGCGGGAUUCCUGGUGCCAACUUCAGCCCCGAAGCCGAGCCCUCUGUGGGGCAGGACGGGGAGGCAGGGGCCGCGCCCAUCCCGUCUCCCCCCGCCCUGUCGGCCGACCCUGCCCCCGAUGGCCAUGCCCCGCCCUCUGUGGACCCGGCCAAUCGUCAGAGCCAAGUGACGGAAGCAGGGGGCGGGGAGCGGGACGUGCCGCAGCCUGGCCAGGGAGCGGGACCAAAAACAGCGGGAGAGGGGGAGGACUGCGGGGCGGCGGGGCCAGGGGAGCUCCCCGCCCCUGCGUGGAGAGACCGGCCUUCCUCCCCCCAAACGGGGGCCUCUAGGACGGACGCCUGGGAGGGCGGCGGUGGAGGGGACGAUGUCCCGGGGGAGGGGGGGGACUCGUGGGACAGAGGAGGCUGUAAGACCCCCGGGGUAUCUCAGGGAGAGUGGGGAGGCGGGGAGGACCUGUCGGUCGGGGACUGGGGCGGUUCGGGAGGGACGGGGGGUCCGGCGGGCGGGAGGAGCGGCAGCAGCAACAGCAGCUGCAGCGGGGGCAGCGGGGGGCAGCCCCCCUCCUCGGCCUCCCCCCAGCCCCCGGCUCCCUCCCCCAGGGCAUGGGACAAUCAGAAGGGCCCCGGGGGGGCGGGGCCGGGCGAGUGGGGCGGCCCGGGCGCUUCCUCCUCCAGCGCGGGGGGGCGCUCCGGAGACGAGAAGGAGCCCCAGAAUCAGCGGCCGACCGCCCCUCCGCCCAACGCUGACGUGGCCUUACAGAACCUGCUGAGCCGGAACGACCUGGACCCCCGGGUCCUGUCCAACACGGGCUGGGGGCAGACCCAGAUCCGCCAGAACGUGGCCUGGGACCUGAAGCGGGGAGGCGAGGGGCCCUCGGCCGGCACUAACCCCGCCCGCUCCUACUCGGGCGACGGUGGCCCCGCCGGCCCCGGCCCGGACCCCGCGGAGAGGGCCGGAGAGGGCUGGGCCGGGGGCCGCAGCGGGGCCCAGCGGGGGGCGCCCUGCCCUACGAGCGGCCGCACUCCGGGGAAGGGGGGCGGGGGCUGGGGCGGGACAGGGGAUGGACAGGGGCGAGGCUGGGGCGGGACGGGGGAAGGACAGGGGAGAGGCUGGGGCGGCGAGGCCCAGGAGUGGAGGGAGCGCCGGGGGGAGGCGGGGAGGCAGGGCGGGGCCGGCUGGCCGGGCGGUCCGGAGCAGUCCGGGACGGCGGGGUGGAAGGACGGCGGGAGAGAGGGAGGGGGCUGGGGCCCGGGCCCGGGCCCGGGCGGAGCCGGAGGAGGAACCUGGGCGGAGCCGGGCCCCAAACCAGCCGGUGGGGGUUGGGGCGACGGGAAGGCCGGGGCGGGUUCGGAAACGGGACAGUGGGGGAGCUGGGACGAGGGAGGCCCAAAGAGAGGCUGGGGAGGGGGAGGGGGAGGGGGAGGGGAUGCGGGUGGUAAGCCUCACCAGGGCUGGGGGGGGAAGCAACACCCGCCACAGAUACCAAACAGCCAGGGGGGGGCGCUGAAGGGCCCUGCUCAACCCCCGCAGCAGCCGUCCCAGGCUCCAGACCCGGCGGCCCUGCAGGGUGGCUGGGGCCAGCCUGUCUCCCAGCAGCAGAACCAAAGCUGGGGCUGGACGCCGGGGCCCGUCCCUCAGACGCCCGCCGGCCCUGCCGGCCCCGCCGGCCCCGGGGAGGGCCCGAAGCCCAGCGGGUGGGAGGAGCCGUCGCCCCACUCCGUCGGCUGCCGGACGGAGGUGGACGACGGCACGUCCGCCUGGGGCGACCCCAGCGUCUACAGCAGCAAGAGCGUCAACCUGUGGGACAAGAACAGCAGCACCGCGCCGCAGUCCAAGGGCCCUGCCAGUCAACCCGCCAGUCAGCCCCCGGGCCCCGCCCACCAGCCGCAGGCGGGCCGGACGGCCCACCAGACUGCCGCCGGCGGGAACCCUCCCCAAGCCGGCAAGGCUCCUGCAUCGUGGGCAGGCAGUAGCGCCCCCUCUGGUCAGGGUGCGGAUAACAGCACUGGCACCUGGGGCAAGACUGACUCGUCUACCGGCUGGGGUGACCUGGAGGAUUCUGGGAAGGCCUCUGGCUGGGGAAACCUGUCCCCCAAUCCAGUGAAACCUGGUCCGAAGUCUCUGCAGGAGGGCUGGGGAGAGGGGGGCGAGGGCGGCGGCUCUGUCAGCGCCUCCCGCCACUCCAGCUGGGAGGAGGAGGAGGAGGGAGGAGGAGGAGGAGGAGGAGGUGGUGUGUGGAGCAGCGCUGGGUCCCAGGGCAGUGGGGCCUCCUACACCCCCGGCGGCUGGGGCCCGGGCGGGAAGAAGGGGUCCGGCAAGGGUGCCGUGAAGAGCAGUGGGGGGGACUCCUGGACGAACCCCGUCACCCGACAGUUCUCCAACAUGGGCCUCCUGGGGGAGGAGCCCGGCGGCCGGCCCCUGGAUUUGGCCCCGGGCCUGACCCAGGACAAGAAGCAGGAAGGGGACAGGAGGGGGAUGAGCCUGAACGACUACAACGGAGAGAUGCGCAGAGGAGGGAGGGGGGCAGGGGCCGCCUUCCGCUCGCCCGGCUCCAAAGAAGCGGGCCCCGGCGAACCGGGGUCUUACUACGACAAGACGGGGAGUGCGUUCAGCGGCAGCGGUGGUGUGACUCAGUCUCGGGGGGUGCACCAGCCCGGCGUGCCCUCCGUAAACCCCUCCCCCGGGAUACGAGCGCCAGUGCCUCAUCAGUUCCUGUCUCCACAGGUGCCGGGCUCCAUGUUGAAGCAGAUGGCCCCUCCCAGCAGUAACGUGGGCGGAGUUGGAGGGGUAGGGGGAGGAGUCUUUCCGCCCCAGCUCUCUCCGCAGCACAUCGCCAUGCUGAGCAACAUCUAUCCCCACGUGCAGCAGUUCCACCUGGCCUGUCAGCUCCUCCUGCAGCAGCAGCAGCAGCAGCACCUCCUGCAGAACCAGCGGAAGUUCCCUCAGAACCUGCGCCAGCCGCCAGACCCCCAGCAGCUGGCACGGGUCAUGGGUAUCCUGCAGCAGCAGCAGAGGCAGCAGCAGGGCAUGGCCUCCAAACUGUCCCCAUCUCACCUGGGCGGAGUCGCUCCCAAACAGCCAAUGACAGAGCCCCUGUCCCACCCAGGCAUGGGGGGCUCCCUGGCUGAUCUGCACCCCAAAACCCCGGGGGGGUACUCCGGGUUUCCCGCGGGGCUGGACCUGGGGGGCAUGAAGGACGGGGGGGGGCAGCAGUCCCGCUUCAAGUGGAUGAUGGAGAACCGCUCUCCAGCUCUGUCACCUCCCGACUCCACCCUUCACAAGAAUGGGCCCAUCUCUACCCCCGGAAAGUUGGGCGGCGGCUCUCCCUACUCCCAGUACGAGCUGCUGGGGGGAGAAGGUUUGGGCAUGCCCCCUCAGGGCCCCUCUGAUAACUGGCACCGAACUCCUGGAAGCAAGAUGGGCCCCAAGAUGGGCACCUCUAGCUGGCCACCAGAGUUCCAGCCCGGAGUUCCCUGGAAAGGAAUUCAGAGCGCAGACCCUGAAUCAGAUCCCUAUGUGACACCAGGCAGUGCGCUGGGCUCAUCUGGGGCUUCCAGCCUCAAUGACACUGAACACCAGUUACUACGCGACAACACAGAGUCUAACCCCUCCCUCAACACCUUGCUGCCUUCACCAGGAGCCUGGCCCUACAGUGCCUCAGACAGCCCCCUCAGCAAUGCACACAACUCGGCGAAGUAUACGGAUUAUAAGCCCAGCUGGCCUCCUGAGCCCAUAGGACACAACAAGCUCUGGAAGUCCAAUCGCAACAGUUCCCAGAUCCCACGCCCUCCCCCUGGAUUAACCAAUCAGAAACAAUCCGCUCCAUCCCCGUGGGCGGGUGGAGGCCCCCGAUUGGCCAGAAGUUGGGGUGGGUCUGGAGCCAGCCAGGAAACAAGAUACGGGUCAGGUUCUGCGUGGGGCGAUGCUGCCUCCCUGAGGGGGAGUUGCUGGCUGGUUCUGAGUAACCUCACCCCACAGAUUGACGGCUCCACACUUCGCACCAUCUGCAUGCAGCAUGGCCCCCUGCUGACCUUUCACCUCGGCCAGGGCAGCGCUCUGAUUCGCUACAGCACUCCGCAGGAAGCGGCCAAGGCGCAGAGUGCCCUGCACAUGUGCGUUCUGGGAAACACCACGAUUCUGGCGGAGUUUGUGAGCGAGGAGGAGGUCAGUCGCUAUUUUGCACAUUCCCAGGCGGGAGGCGGGAGCGGCGGUGGCGCGGGCGGGGCUGGCCAGGGGCCGUCGGGGACGGGGGCGGCGGGGCCCGGGGCCGGAGGGGCCACCCCGGGGGGCGAGCGGGAACGCACUGCUGUGGGGAGCGCGGCGGCGGGGGGGAACACCGCCGGAUCCGCUGCCGUGGGAAGCGUGGGGCCCUCCGGCUCUGGCUGGAAAAGUUUGGACGGUACAGGCAGCUCUCCGGACACCUCUUCUGCCCAAGGGCCCGGGCUGGCCGUCUUCGCUCAGUGGAGCAGCAACGGGGCCGGGGGGGGAGUUGGGGGAGGGCCGGGGGGCGUGGAUCCUGGCAGGGCAGGGCUCUGGGGCGGCAUGACUCCUGGUUACCCCAGUAGCAGCCUGUGGGGGGCGCCACAGAUGGAGGACAGACAUCAAAUGGGCAGCCCAGCUGCACUGUUGCCAGGCGACCUGCUGGGAGGAGGGGCUGACUCGAUCUGACUGACACACGCUUGCAUAAAUCCACCGCCACAUACUAGAAUAUAAGCAAGUAGUUAUACAACAUUCAAAAACUAGUAUGUGCACACAAUCGCACGCACGCACGCACGCACGCACGCACACACAAACAUGGUGACAGGGAAAAUUAACAAUUUCAUCCUCUCAUAAUCUCAACAUGGAGACCUGGACAGAGACCGACAAGGCCUUUCCCACAAAAUGAAGAUGUCAACUACAAGACUUGAAUAGAAGGAAUCUUAGCAAUUGUGAUGCAGAAAGAUUUAACCGUAUGAACCUUAUUUCUGGGCUGGAGGCAUGCAAAUGCACAAUGCGCCCACGCACACAGGCUCUCACACACACACACACACACACACACACAUUGACAGUCAUAUUACAUCAUUGAUAUUGGAUACACAACAUGGGAUGAUUAUCCUAGUAACUAUCACUAACGGACACAUACAUGUUUCUAAUAUUUGAUUUGACAAACUCAUAGUAUUUUUUUUUUUGUUUUUGCCAUUUUGGGGACAGUGGAAUGCAAAUCCUUCAUUCUUCCCCUCAAACGCUGUGACCUCCUCAUUUCUUUUUUUUGUCUGGUUUUCUCAAUCAAGUUCACUGUUGUUAUUUGUUAUUAAGACUAUAAUUAUUUUAUUUAGAUUUUGUUCAGUGCUAUGAGGCAUGGUAGAGGGCGAGAGAAAUUGUGUGAAUGAAAAGUGUGUGAAUGUGUUGCAGAGACACGGACGCGUGCUUGUGCGUUUUUUUUCCGUCUCGCUGAGGGAAUUGAGCGAGUACGGGGCAGGUGUUCACAUAUUUUGAGUGUGCUAAGUGUAUGCAGUAUUUGCAGUCUGCUCAUUCAGGAACAUUGGCGCUAAUCUUUUUGUCAUUGUUAUAAGUCGUGUUUUUUAGCAGCCUUUUUUAUCGUCCGAAUGCAAUAAUAAACAGAAGACGGGCAGCUGAAGGCAGGCGUAUUGGAAAAUAGAUGCCAAAUCUUAUAAAAAAACUUAGUUUGAACGAUUGGUGUUUACACACACCGAAAGAAAAAAAAAAAGUUACAAUGUUUUCAUUUUUGUUGUUUAAUGUUUUUAAUUAAGAUGGGCUUUAACACUCCUGUUCAGAUUAUUGUGUCCUGGUUUUACAAAAGAAAGGAAUGAGGGAAGAGAUAAUAAAGUUGAAAGUACUGGUUCCUCUGUCCUGUGAUUGUCACAUAUGUGCCACUUCAGGCCACGACACGAUCUGUAUUUGCAUUUCUGUGAGUUUGCUGUUGUAGUCUGGGGGGGCCCCAGGGUUUUAUACACUCGAGCCUGUUCCUGGUGCUCUCUGUGCACGCAGACUCCUGUCGUCCAUCUUGGACGCAGUGCUUCUGCAAUAUCCUGUAAUGUUUAGUUUAAAAUAACUGUCACUUUACCAGCUCCCACCUCUUCCUGUCGAUGCUGCAUUAGACCUACAAUAUGCUCCAAGUUGCAGCUGUUUUUUCUUUACCGUUACUUGAUUAUUUGUGUUUAAAUUGAAUUAAAAAAGCACAAAAUAAGGGCUUUAAAAAAAUAAAAAAUAAAAAACUGCCUGCACAGAUGGACGCCUACACAACACACACACGCCAUUAGAAAGAACACAUCUAGGCAACAUACACACACACCCCUGAGAAAAAUACUGUUGGACUCAGUCUUUUGUAUCAGUCUUUUGUAGGCUUGAUGUCUGGCAUCCUCCCCAAGCGCUGAGGUGGGGGGGUCAUUCUGGAAGCAGGAUCAUUCUGCCCUACCCCCUCCCCCCCUCCCCCCAGGGUUUUUGACAAGGCCCUUGGCAGUCCCCUGCCAUGUCCUGCUCUCAGUCUUUCUGGCCUUGAACCUGCCCAGGAAGGUUGAAUCGGAACGUGUACGUUGUGGCCUUCUGACCGUUAUUGGGGCGUGGCUCAACCAUGAUCGACAGGCCGAACAUUCUCCUGCAGGGCUCGACGUGAUUGGUCGGCAGGCUCUCACUCCAUUCUGUGAUGUCAGACCUAGGCAGCUACCAGCUCCCUCUGGUGUUGGACCUCUGAUGUGUGUUUGGGGCCUGUUGGACCCCAGGCAACUAAUUCAGGAUUAGCUUGCUGAGCCCCAGUCCAAAGCCCUACUGUUCUGGGGGCUAGAAUAUGUCCAAAGCACUAUGACCUCGCCUGAUGGCGUUGUCUUUCUGACUGAACCUCGGCUGCAGAGGACCGCAGUGGAGCGGGGGCGGGGGGGCUGGAUCUCAGAGAGCUGUUGAAUUGGGGCCAGAUUAAAAUGCAGCUGAAUCUCAAUGCAGCAGGUGAAUGUCGCUCGUCUGUGCUCAUCUACAAUGAAAAACAGAAAUGCAGGGCAGUACUUGGGGUGUUCACGUUGACAAUGUUCAAUUUGUAUAAUUUAUUUCUUUUCGUUUGCAAGUUCGCUUGUCACAGGGGUUUGUGUACUGUCGCUUAAAUAUACAAUGACCUGGUCACAACUGGAAUCUUUUUUUUUUUUGCGCUGGGAGACUUUGACAAUUAAGUGUGUGUAUAUAUGUAAAAUGUAAUGUAAACGAUAUGAACAUUUUUGGGGAUUAGGUUCAGUGUUGACCUUUCUCUCCUCUUUACAAAUUCCAAAUAAACAGUUUGUUUUCA
This is a messenger RNA of Conger conger (European conger), 8505 nucleotides long. RefSeq names its product trinucleotide repeat-containing gene 6B protein-like. The coding region runs from base 300 to 5903 and encodes 1867 amino acids. Gene Ontology annotation, molecular function: nucleic acid binding. Lineage: Eukaryota; Metazoa; Chordata; Actinopteri; Anguilliformes; Congridae. The transcript is spliced from 21 exons. Gene Ontology annotation, biological process: miRNA-mediated post-transcriptional gene silencing; positive regulation of nuclear-transcribed mRNA poly(A) tail shortening. The record is from RefSeq and is a predicted model, not a curated record. Gene Ontology annotation, cellular component: nucleoplasm; P-body.